AUGUUCUUUACGGGAGCUGUUGUGAUUUUUCUUUUCGCUAACGCCAAUUUGGCAUCAGCUCAUUUGGUGAAAAGAGGCGUUUUUGGAGGAAGUUAUGGAUUCAACUCGUUUGAAGAUUUCGAUCAUAGUGAUUCAGGAUAUUCUUCCGCUCCAGUAGUUUACAAACCUUACCAUCCAGUUUCUCCAGCCGAAAUCGCAUCAGCUAUCCAGGCCGCCAAGGAAGCCUCGGCCAAUGUUAUGUCUGCCCAACGUCGUGUCCAAGAAGCUAAAGAAGAAGUGCUUCACCAGCAGCACGUGGCUAGUCAAAAACAAUCAGAUGCAGCCCUUGCUCUACAAAAAACUGAAGCAGCUGCAGCAAUUCAACAACAGGAAGCCAAAGCAGCUGCAACUGGAGUAGUCCGUGCCCAGCAACGUUUAGCGCAAGCCAAAGCUGAAGUUUCUGAAGCUCAACGCAUCGCAGCUCAUAAAGAAGCUCAUGCUGCAGCGAUCAUUCAAAAAAGUGCUAACAAUGCAGCACAUGAAAUCCAGAAGAACGAUGAUGCUGCAAGAAAAAUCUCAGCAAUACAAAGCCACGGAAGCGCAGCUUUAAGACAGGCGGCUGCAGCUAAGCAGGGUUCGUUGACAGCUGCAUCAGCUGCCGUAGCAGCUUCACAACAUUCGGGCAGUAACGGUGACGGUGCCGCCGGUCCUUGGUACGGUCAGAAGGUCAUCCACUUGCAACCAUGGGGCUGA
Messenger RNA from Ceutorhynchus assimilis (cabbage seed weevil), 732 nucleotides. The record is from the annotation of a GenBank genome assembly. Lineage: Eukaryota; Metazoa; Arthropoda; Insecta; Coleoptera; Curculionidae.